This is a messenger RNA of Seriola dumerili (greater amberjack), 1939 nucleotides long. RefSeq names its product solute carrier family 46 member 2 (gene slc46a2). Lineage: Eukaryota; Metazoa; Chordata; Actinopteri; Carangiformes; Carangidae. The record is from RefSeq and is a predicted model, not a curated record. Gene Ontology annotation, cellular component: membrane. Gene Ontology annotation, molecular function: transmembrane transporter activity. Gene Ontology annotation, biological process: transmembrane transport. The coding region runs from base 142 to 1467 and encodes 441 amino acids. The transcript has 7 exons.
UAACACAUCCUGUACUAAUGCAGAAAGACUAAGUAGUGGUCAAAAAAUGCCUUCUAUAUUUCUCCACUGUUAGUCCGAUUUCGGCUCUUAAGUUUUAGUGGAGGACGCCAUUUUUCUUUGAAUAACCUAAAAGUAGAAAUCAUGGUGAUGCCGAGCUUGUGUCAGACUGCCUUCACGGUGCUCCGUCAGGUAGAGCCGAUUAUCGUGCUCGAGGAGCUGGGCAGCACUCUCUUCGACACCGCCCUGCAGAUGGUAGUCAAGGACCGGAGUGCCAACGCCACCUACCCCGAUAUCUCCAGGGAGGCCAGCCAGCAGAGAGCCAUGACGGACUUCUUCAUGACCUACAACCUCAUCAUCCGGCUGGUCCCGAUCAUUCCUGCGCUGUUCCUUGCCAAGUUGAGCGACCGCGGCAGGAGGAAAGCUCCCAUCGUGGUGCCCCUGAUUGGUUACGUGCUGUCCAGGCUCGCCCUUCUCCUGGUGGUCAUCUUCCGUAUGCCGGUGGAGGUGAUGUUCGGCGCGGGGGUCGUUUUCGGGCUCUCCGGCGGGUUCUGCGCCUACUGGCCCGGUGUGAUGACGCUGGCGUCGCUCGGCUCCACGGCAACUGACCGGUCCAAGGUGAUGAUGAGGGUGGAGCUGCUGUAUGGGACAGCAGGUCUGGUGGGCAGCCUGGUGUCGGGUCAUCUGUUCCAGCUCUACAGCUCCAGUCUGGGACAUGGGAUCGUCCUGCUCAUUGUGAGCAUACUGCUGCACCUGCUCUGCCUCAUAUUCUCCAUAGCUCUGCUGCAGGUGAAACAAGUUUCCAACAACGAGCCUGAUGAGAACUGCCACGCCCUUUCUCAAACCUCUGACAAUGCCGCUGUUGUCGAGCCUCCUGCUGGGAUAAACGUGGUGAACGUGGUUCUGCUGUUCUUGGCUGCCAUCCUGUACAACUUUGCAGUGGGUGGAGCCAUAGAGAUACUGGGUGUCUUUGUGUUGAAAGAGCCGCUCAGCUGGAGCGCCACUCAGGUUGGUUAUGGGAACGCAGCAGGCUGCGUGAUUUUCCUCACCAGUUUCCUCGGUGUCAUCCUGUUCCGUCGCUGCUUCAGCGACGUCAUGCUCAUCCUGAUCGGCAUGCUGUCGUUCGCCUCUGGAAUCUACUUCAUGUCCUUCGUCACGACAACCUGCAUGUUUUACCUUGCUCGCUCACUCAACCUGUUUGCUCUCAUCCCGAUGCCCACGAUCAGAUCUCUACUCUCACAGCAGGUUCCAGCAUCCUCAUGUGGCACCACUCUCACCUCCCUGCAGCUGGCCCUGAAGUUUGCUGGUCUGGCUUACAUCCCUGCCUUUACUAAGAUCUAUCAGAGAACCCUGGACUGGUUCCCAGGCUUUGUCUUCAUGCUCUCCAGCAUCUUUACCGUACUGGGAAUGAUACCCAUCAGUAUCGUCGGCUGCAGAUCACCACAGAGGCGACAGUACGAAAGGAUUUAGUGAGACUGAGCAGCAGUGAGUUAGCACUGGUAUGACACAGAUGGGAAGUGAAACAUGGAGUUAGCAAGACUAUAACUGUAGACGCUGCAGUAAAGGGGCUCCUGCACUUAAGCUGUUACAGGAGGAACAAACAGAAGUCGUAUGUUUACAUGAGCAUUUUAUGAUACAGCCAUUAUAUAAGGCCUGUGUGGACAGAUGACUCGCCCCGACAGGUGGCACUGCAUGAAAAUAUCUCAAACCAGUCUGACAAGAAGAUAUGAAAAUUGAAACUGUUGAACUUUUCAACCGAGUUGCAAGCAAAUGACAUCAGCCAGUGGAUUUCAUCAACCAGUGACGUGUCCACAACAAUAUGCCCAUGGUGAUUUCAACAUAAUGUACUAACUGCAAUAACUUUUCAGGGAAUGUGUCAGACAUGAAAAGUCCCUUAUGAGCACUGCUGAAAAUAAAGAAAGAUUUGAUUUCAUGCAUUUAA